AUGACCGCUUCCCUCGGCUCUGCGCUCUCCAUCCCUCACCACAGCCCCGGUAAGACCCAUGAAUUAUCUCUCCCCAGGAACCCAUCCUACUGCUCCUGCCUAGCCUCGAACAAUAGACUCCACCCGUCUCGGAGGUCCCGUCUUGUCAGCAAUGGCAGCAUCCUCGGACGAGUUGGCGCAGUCUUCAGAGGGAACCUGUCGGAGGCUCCUUCACGGACGAAAAACUACGAGGUAUCCGAAACCUGCUUCUGGAGAAUUUUCUCCGUAGACAAUGUAAUGUGCCCUCUGUUUAUUGAUUCAUCAAUCCAACUUCGGCUAGUAUAUAUAUGCUUAUCAGUUAACGCUGACUUGAUACGCUCCACGACUGCAGUGCCUGUUUUAUUACCGCGGCUGUUAAUAAUCAAGACCUGAUGGUUAGGUUAUGUGAUAAGCUUGAUUCACUUUAUGGGGAUAAGGCUAAUGAUAGGUUGAUAGCUCAAAUUUUGAAUUGGUAGCGGAGAAAUUGGGUCAGGGAACGGAUUAAUAUUGUUUACAUUGAGGAUUCUCCGGCGUAUAUUUUACUAACCUGGACUUGGAUUCCAAUCCGGCCGAUUCUGACAAUCAGGGUUAUAUUGAAGAACAGCAGUUGGACUCGUGUGAGUCAUCUCUAUACGGUCAUCGUUCAGUACCUGAAACUGUGUAAGGUUUAGAAAACGGAUUUCAUGAAAUGGUUCUAGAGAUAUGUCUUCAGUUUUUUCAUUUUUUUAUAUUCCUAGUGGACCAAUUUCCUUUAGAGAUAGGACUCUAAAGGCACAAGAGGAUCUUUUGGAAUUGUUAUUAUUAUUCACCUUAACGUGCCACUAGUUGUGCCUGUGAGAUAUGCAAAAGAGAAUUCCGAAAUGAAAACUCACAGGAGGAAACUGCUAAGCCGUUGCCUUUUAGUGCGCAAUGGAUGUUGGAGAAUCAUCAUGCACGGUGGUCUUUCCAGCUUUCUGUCAUGAGAUUGAAGCAAAGUAAUUUCUUGUGAGUUUGGGAUAUUCCAUUUAUUUCUCGUUUUUGUUUUUGUUGUCGUUCCAGAAUGACAUGACAUAGGCCCAGGUCAGCCCACAAAUUUUACUCCAUGGAAUCAGUAUCCAAAGAUUUUACUUAUUCUAUCCAUGUAAUUAUCGAACUAGACAUAAUGUUUUGGACAGUUCUCUGACGGUGGCGCAGAAGUGGAGCUGAGGCUGGAUCUCAUGGCAACCAAUGCGCAAAGCUUCAGAGAUGUUUCGGUUGAUGUGGAUGCAUCCUCCUUGAUAGUCAGAGUUCAAACCUCUGCUUCUCUUACUACCGUAUUUGAAGCCCACCUUCUAUACGAUAAGAUAAAGCCCUCCGAAACAAUAUGGUUGGUAGCUAGUGCGCCCUAUUUUCUCGUUAAUUGUUGAUAUUUUUCUGCAGUUUUACCCUGAGGAGUUGUCUCAUUCACAGGUUUGUAGACGAGGAGCAGCUGGUAGUGAAUUUGAAGAAGUAUGAUGUAGAUCUGCAGUGGCCCGAUAUUGUGGAAACUUGGGGAUCUCUUACCGCUGGAGUUCCAAAGCUUCUGAAAGGAGCAUCGAUUUACAUUGUCGGAGAAUCCACGGAGAUAAACAACGACGUUGCUGCAGUACUGGCCGAUGGUAUUGGGUAUGAACCCCAUUCUUUCAUUCCAUGUUCCUAUUAGACAGGAUUGGUCCUCCACGCUUUCAAAGAUUUUAAUUCAGACUAUAUUUUUAAGUUAAAUCUUCCAUGAUCACUCGUGUAGAGUCAUGGUGAUUAAUGGCCAUAUUUCUUUGGUCGCCUUACAGAUUAAUAGGCAGAUCUAAAUUUCAUUGAUCCAUAUUUCUUUGGUUGCUUUACCUUUUGGUUAUUUACUAUCCUACCGAUUUCAUCGUAAAAGUGUGCAAAAUAAUCUGAUUUUUCGCAUAUCCUUCCUCUUCUAAUUUAUUAAAUUUGAACUGUUCUUCUAAUUUAUUAAUCUGAUGUUUCACGUUUGAUAUUCAAUUUCCAUGGUGUAUCGCUUCUCUCAGACUAUUUUCACAUACUGUCGAUGGUGUGAAAGUUGACUUCUGACGUAAAUCCUUCCAAAUUGUAAGCAUUUAGUUUUCCUUUGUCGGUGGGAUGGAUAUUCACAACCAUUUUCUGCCUGAACUUCCUGUUAAGGUUUGUGAUCAUCUCCUUAUCAAUUCUAGCAACAAUCACAGCAUUCUGAACUUCGAUCAAAUCUUUUUAUUGAUCACAACCAAACCAAUCCUCAGACUUCUUCGAUCCUCCCAUCUUGAUCCAAUCCUCAGACUUCUUAUUUUAUGAAAGCAAGCUUAAAAGAGUGUUUCUGGAAAAAAAAAAAAAAAAUCGUAGUCAUAAUUACUCAAAACAAGGGUAGAGCAAAAGGAUAAUGGUCUUGAAUUCACAGUAGAGAAUAUAAUUACAUGGUCAAAUUUGACUCUGGGUCUCGACUGAUCUUAAAUGGUGGAAAUCCGUAUCUGUAAAUCAAUCCCAUUGUAUCUCUAUACCAUAUUCAUAAAUCUGAUGCGUACGAAACCCAUAGGCUUGGGUAAAGUCAAAUAAAUCGAUCUGACUAUUCAUGUCAACGUGCUGCUCUACUGUGGUUUCAAUAUUCUCGAAAAAUUUAAUGCAUCAUAUCUUAUGCUAGUUGAGCCUAAAUAGUUCUCGCUAUCGGAGGUUCUCUAUCCGACUGAAAAUGCUAAUCUCCCUGAAAAAUGGUUUUAUGCCAAUCUGCUGAAUCACUAUUCACAUAUGAUGCACUUUGAUGCGUGUGGCUCUGCAGAUACACUCCGCUAAGCACCGGUCAACUCCUGGAGAAGUAUGCUCAGCAAUCCAUUGAUUCAUGUACGCUUCCUUCCCCCUCUGGCGCCAGUUGCACUUACUGCUGUUCUCCGGUUGCUGUCAAACCUUGUACAUGCAAUGAUUGUGCAUGGCAACUAAUUUUGGCACGAUUUCAGAGCAUUGAUCUUUCCCACGACGCCACUGCUUUCGGCAUAGACGCCUUUGGUCUCAUGGGACCCACCCGAUUACGAGUCUCUCUUCGUGGCUGAUCUUGCAGUUCGUUGACAAGCGUAUUAAUCAAUUCCAGGGGUCAACGCUGAGGGGGAAGACUCUGUUGCCGAAGCAGAGUGUGCUGUGAUAGAGGGUCUCAGCAGGUUGUGACUAUUAUUAGGACAUAUUUUCAUCGCAGUUGCCUUUUAUUGCACGGGCGCUGAAUAACACUGUUCACCAGUCACGUCCGUGCUGUGGUCGCCACACUAGGAGGGCAGCAGGGAGCUGCUAGAAGAGCCGACCAAUGGCGGCAUCUCUAUGCUGGAUUUACCGUGUGGCUGUCGCAGACUGAAGCUAGCGGUGAGCGCCUCUUGCCGGGUUUUAAGCAUCAACCAUGGGGAUCUUCAUGUCCUCCUGCAUUCAACAGCCCCUCUGUUCUUGCCUUCACUUCAUGUGGGCGGGGGGGUUGACUUUAUUGGCUGACUUUGUGCACGCGAGCAGAUGAAGCUUCAGCGAAGGAUGAGGCAAGGCGGCACGUACAGAGCGGACAAUGGGGCUACUCAAACGCCGAUUUGGUGAUCAAGUUCGCAGGUUGGGAACCAGGCUGUGGUCAGCCCAUUGCUCAGGCUAGUCUCAGCGCCCUCAAACAGUUGAUUCUUUCAGAUAAGCAACUACCAGGUACGCCCACGCGCCUCCUCUCACUUUUUAGCCCAAUUUAGUGUGUUUUGACUUUACUCAGUUUAUGCAUGUGGAUACAAGAGUUUACUUCUCUAUUAGUUGACUUUCCGGUUCUUGUUCCUUUUUGACUCAUUCAAGAGAAGAAGAGUCUUUACAUAAGGCUAGGUUGCCGCGGGGACUGGCCCAACAUCAAGCCUCCCGGCUGGGACCCUUCAAGCGGAGCAGAUGCCCCACCGGUGCUCUGA
Molecule: messenger RNA, 3914 nt
Organism: Spirodela intermedia
Lineage: Eukaryota; Viridiplantae; Streptophyta; Magnoliopsida; Alismatales; Araceae
Source: the annotation of a GenBank genome assembly